CGGUUGGCCGUGCAGCGGGUAAGGCUUCUUGCCUCUCGGAGAAGGGUCUCAGGAGUUGCCCGGGAAGUAAGUUUAGGUGGGUUAAUACUAAGAGGUCCAGCUCCGGGAGGACGGACUCCUGACACAGGUUCUGAGGCCCGGAAAACGACGGCAUGAGUUUUUUUUUUUUUAUAAGUAGAAGCGAUGUGUGUGUCAUCUUGACACCUUUAAAGCCAUUUAAAAGCGUUUCCGUGGCUAGGAAAAUGAAUAACAGAGCAGGUUCCAUUUUAUGGAACCUCAGACAAUUCAGUUCUCUAGUUCCAAGAGGCAGAACUGUGAGGCUGUAUCCUUUGGGAUUUUGCAAACCAAAAAUUGUUCAUUCAAACUGGAACCCAAGAAACCGCUCAAGUAACUUUGAUAAUGGAAUGCAAUCAUCUAUUAGAUAUCUCUUUUUGGAUGCCUUGCUUUUUAAAUCAGGAGGUGAUGGCUUUCAAAGAAAGGGCAUAAACACUGUAACAGGCCUUACAGUUGACAGACUGCUUUGUCGUAGAAGACUGUCCUUUAACUCAGAACACUUUGUUGUCUCUGAUGAUGGAUUGAAGAAAAACCAUCAUGAGGCUUCCAAUGAAGCCUCUCUCACCAAGAGAACAAAACCAACCCCCAUCAACUAUGGAAAACUGACUCAGGAGUGUAAUUCCCUGAGUGAUGUGUUAGAUAUAUUUUCAAAAGCACCUACAUUUCCUAGUAGUAACUAUUUCUCAGCCAUGUGGACAAUUGCCAAACGGUUGUCCGAAGACCAGAAACGCUUUGAAAAACAAUUGAUGUUUAACCACCCUGCAUUUAGCCAGCUGUGUGAACAAAGUAUGAGAGAAGCCAAGAUCAUGCGCUACGACAACCUGCUGUUCAGUCUUCAUGCUAUGGUGAAGCUCGGGAUUCCUCAGAACACGCUACUCGUCCAGACUUUGCUGAGGGUGGUCCAGGAACGUAUCAAUGAGUGUGAUGAGAAACGUCUUUCAGUUUUGUCAACUGUCUUAGAGGCAAUGGAGCCAUGCAAGAAUGUGGAUGUUCUUCGAGCAGGAUUGCGGAUGCUGGUUGAUCAGCAAGUUUGGAAAAUAGACCAUGUCUUCACAUUACAAACUGUAAUGAAAUGUAUUGGAAAAGAUGCACCGAUUGGUCUUAAAAGGAAAUUGGAGAUGAAGGCCUUGAAAGAAUUAGACCGAUUUUCCGUUUUGAAUAGCCAGCACAUGUUUGUGGUACUGGCCGCCAUGAGUCACCGCUCCGUUGUCCUUCUGAAUGAGUGCAGUAAGAUAGUCACAGGUAACAUCCAUGGGUGUCCUUUUAAAAUAUUGAUCAACAUACUGCAGUCUUGCAGAGACCUCCAAUACAUUAAUAUAGAUCUUUUUAAGGGAAUAGCAGAUUAUGUGGCUACAACUUUUGACAUCUGGAAGCUGAAAAAAGUUCUUUUUCUCCUCAUUUUAUUUGAAAACUUUGGCUUUCGACCUGUUGGCUUGAUGGACUUGUUUAUGAAGAAGGUAGCAGAGGAACCUGGCUUCCUAAACGUGAAAAGCCUUGUCUCUGUUCUUAAUGUGUACUCGUCUCUCAAUCACUUCCACAAGUGCUGGACCCACGAGUUCCUAGAAGUUAUGGCUAGUGCUGUGACUGGUAGUCUGCACCACAUCUCUUCUGAAAACCUGUUGAGUGCUGUGUGUUCGUUUUGCUUGAUGAACCAUUUUCCCCUGGCCUCUAUUAAUCAGCUUCUUCAAAAGGACAUCAUCGAUGAGCUGCUGACGUCAGGUGACGUGGAGCGGAAUGUCCACAAGCUUCAUGUUUUGGCUGCUUGUCUAAAACUUGAUGCUCCUUGUCACAAGGACGUAGACUUAGCGCUGCCGCAGCUGCCCUCCACACCAUUACAUCCACCUGCGAAGGUUGCCGCGGUGCUGAGUAGCCUUCUGGGAGAAGGGUGCUUCUCAAAAAGUGUACGGUUGCCACAUAAUUAUUAUAUCGAUUUUGAAAUCAGAAUGGAUGCUAACAGGAGCCAAGUGCUUCCAUUUUCUGAUGUGGAUGUGGUAACUUCUGCUACAGAUAUUCAAAGAGUAGCUGUACUCUGUGUCCCUAGAUCUGCUUACUGUUUGGAUUCAACCCACCCCAGAGGAUUCCUUGCUGUGAAAAUGCGGCAUUUGAAAGUAAUGGGUUUUCAUGUGAUCUUGGUCAAUAGUUGGGAGAUGGAAAAACUAGAGAUGAAGGAUGCAGUCACAGUUUUGAAGACUAAAAUCUAUUCACCUGAAGCACUUUCUACUGCUGAUAUAAAUUUGCAAAGCACGUGUUAAAAUAAAAAGCAACCUUUUAAUGUUAGGAGAUAUACAUUUGUAAAAAUAAUAAAGACUACAAUUCAGUUGUCGAUG
Molecule: messenger RNA, 2381 nt
Organism: Hippopotamus amphibius kiboko
Lineage: Eukaryota; Metazoa; Chordata; Mammalia; Artiodactyla; Hippopotamidae
Gene: FASTKD2
Product: FAST kinase domains 2
Exons: 12
Coding region: 153-2306 (717 amino acids)
Biological process (GO): regulation of mitochondrial mRNA stability; mitochondrial RNA processing
Cellular component (GO): ribonucleoprotein granule; mitochondrial matrix
Molecular function (GO): RNA binding
Source: RefSeq, a predicted model, not a curated record